UCGUAUUUAUCGAAUAAAGACUCAGUGACUGAAAUCAUGGAUCAGUCGAGAAACAGGCCGAGCAGGCCACGACUGCGUUCGCACGGCAACUCUGCUAGAGUGCUUGUGUUUGAAAAUGAGACGGAAGAGACUGCUUGCAAUGUGGAAACUGAAACGCAUAAACGUCCAAUCUUACCCAAAGUGGAGAGCAAAGAAGCUCCAGUUCGACCUGUGAGUGGAGAAUUAUCCAAUCUAGUUCGUAUGAGAAAUUCUGCCAUUGGAAAGUCAGCACCUUCUUUAUCGGUUCAUAUACGUGAUUUCAACAUUCCUCGUCGUACCGCUAAAGCGGUUCAUCGCAAAUCUUUCAUCGCCACCACGUCGCCUACCUUACCACGUUGCCAUUCACCUUUAUCAGCGUUCGUCCCAAUCGUAGGCAGUCCCCUAGAGAGUCCUAGGAUGUCAUCCAGUCCACACUUUGCUUUUGCUCCGAUUAAAAGGAUCGGCGGGAAUGCUACAGGAACCGGUGAUGGCAGAAGAUGGUCAGUCGCCAGUUUACCGUCCAGCGGUUAUGGAACAACGCCUGGCUCCAGUAAUGUUUCGUCGCAAUACUCGAGCCAAGAACGUUUGCAUCAACUGCCAAAUGUUCCUACCAAGGACGAGUUGCGUAUGUUAUCUUGCCACUUUUCUAAACCUGGGACACCAUGCUCUUCACAUCCGGGCUUUCCAGGCUCUAGCAUAUCUAGUAUCCCAGGUAGCGUGUCGCUUAGUCUCGAAGAGGAGGGUCGUCGAUCGCCGUUGCAUCGUCCACGUUCGCACAGUUUGAGCAGCCCGAGCCGAUCACCUGUUCUUGACAGCGAGAUCGUCAUGAUGAAUACUUUAUACAAGGAGAGAUUUCCGAAGGCAACGCAACAAAUGGAAGAACGACUGACCAAUUUUAUCAAUGAAAACAAGGAGAUAGACGAAUACGAAGUGGUGGCUCACAUGACACAGGAUUCAUUGCCAAUUUUACGCUUUGUCCAUCAUCAAGUAAUCGAAAUGGCCAGAGACUGCUUACAAAAAUCUCAGGAAAAAUUAAUUACAACGAGAUACUUUUACGAAAUGAGCGAAAACUUGGAACAUCUGUUGAUGGAGACGAAAGAUAAAUCUUUAGAAGCUGCAACGAGACUAACAGGGCUGAUAAGGAAACUUUUAUUGGUUAUAUCGCGUCCAGCUCGUCUAUUAGAGUGCUUGGAAUUUGAUCCCGAGGAAUUUUACCAUUUACUCGAGCAAGCGGAGGGUCAAGCCAAGAUUAAUGCUGGAAUAAAAACCGAUAUUCCCCAAUAUAUUAUCACGAAACUUUCUUUAAGCAGAGAUCCCAUAUCUGAGUUGCAAGAGGACUUGAAUAAAUUAGAAGAUUCGGCGAGUUCGAGCGACAGCAAUUUGCAACUGACAUCGAGUCCGAAUAAAGAUGAUGACAAGAAUCAACGGAUUCCGUGUGAGAAUGACUACGAAGUACUGAAGCUUAUCAGUAAUGGCGCGUAUGGUGCGGUGUAUUUAGUGAAAGAAAAGACCACUCGACAAAGAUUUGCCAUGAAGAAAAUCAAUAAGAAUAACUUAAUGUUGCGAAAUCAAGUGGAGCAAGUGUUUGCUGAAAGGGAUAUAAUGAGCUUUACAGAUAAUCCAUUUGUAGUUUCUAUGUAUUGUAGUUUUGAAACCAAGAAACACUUAUGCCUAGUAAUGGAGUACGUAGAAGGAGGUGAUUGCGCAAAUCUUUUGAAAAAUAUCGGUCCACUGCCACCAGACAUGGCAAGAUUUUAUUUCGCUGAAACUGUCCUGGCUGUUGAAUAUUUACAUAGUUACGGCAUUGUACAUCGGGAUUUGAAACCUGACAAUUUACUUAUCACUGCCCUGGGACACAUCAAGCUUACCGACUUCGGCCUCAGUAAAAUGGGUUUAAUGUCUUUGGCGACGAACCUUUACGAGGGAUACAUUGACCGAGAUACGCGACAGUUCUCGGAUAAGCAAGUAUUUGGUACACCAGAAUAUAUUGCUCCGGAGGUCAUAUUACGUCAGGGUUACGGUAAACCAGUCGACUGGUGGUCCAUGGGUAUCAUAUUGUACGAAUUUCUGAUCGGCUGUGUUCCGUUUUUCGGUGAGACGCCUGAGGAAUUAUUUGCUCACACAGUGAACGACGACAUCGAAUGGCCGGACGAGGACGACUGGCCUGUUCAGCCUGAGGCUAAGGAUAUUAUAACAGUUCUUCUACAUCAGAGUCCUAGAGAUCGUUUGGGGACUGGCGGAUCGCACGAAGUUAAGGAACAUCCGUAUUUUUAUGGAGUAAACUGGAACAGUCUGCUCAGGCAGAAAGCUGAGUUCGUGCCGCAAUUGGUCAACGAUGAAGAUACAAGCUAUUUUGACACUCGUAUGGAUAGGUAUAAUCACGAUUUAGGCGACGACACAGACGACACCGAUGAUUCUCCCUUGUUCGGCUCGUUCUCGUCGUACUCACCUCAAUCGCGCAAAAUCUCGCAAACGCGGCCGCCUCAGUUGAAUCCUGACGUUGAGUCGGACGCUACGAAGAAACAAUUGUUCCGUUACGAAUUGGAGCGCACGGUCGCUCAAUUAUCGCUCGGUUCGAAUGCGUCGUCCGUCACACCCCCGUCGAAACUGGCCGACGAGAAGCACCGGUCGCUCUCGUCGUUGAAGAACAGUUCCUGCACCGAAAAUCAAAACAGAACCGAUAAAUCAAACACGUCAGCCACGUCCGCCACAGUCUCGAGCAACGAGUCCCAGCUGACGGUUGUGAAGAAUGCCCAGACGGAGGGAAUGUCGAUUAACCUGAGCACACCCGAUUCCUCGCAAACCGAGUCCGAGGACAUUAGCCCGCAGAUCCAGAGGAAGCGGCAUACGCACUCCCGUGACAAGCUGCCCAGGUUCAGUAUAUCCGUUGAUGACGAACACAUGUUGGACCUGGCAGCGGCGAACAAAGACACGGCGGAAGAUAGUAAGCAUAAUUCCAGCACCGACUCCUUCGAGUCCUUCAGCGCGAUACCCAUGUUACCGUCCGCGAGGCAGAAGUCCAGAUCCGUCAUCAAAUCCGCGUCGACCAGUGGACUAUCACUGGUCAUCCCAACCAGCGACUUUUCUUAUGACGCGUCGCUGAAUGCUCAACCCAUCGAGUCACCGGGUGGCUCCUCAACCGCCUCCUCGAGGGACACUUCGCCCUGUCGCGAGCUGAGUCCUUUAGUGACUAGUCUGAAACCGCCCAUUAUUAUCCGACGUGGACCAUGCGGUUUUGGCUUUACCGUGCACACUAUUAGAGUUUAUUAUGGCGACAGUGACUUAUAUACUAUGCAUCAUCUAGUGAUGGCGGUCAAUCAGUCCAGCCCGGCAUUUGAAGCAGGCUUGAGACCGCGCGAUUUGAUAACGCACAUAAACGACGAGCUGGUGCAAGGUCUGAGUCACACCGAGGUCCUGAAGCUGUUGCUGAGCGGUGGUGACCAUGUGACGUUACGUAGCACGCCAUUGGAAAACACCAGCAUCAAGACCGGCGGUAGGAAGCGGGAUCUCGCGCAGAGUAAGCUGGCACGCCGAACGUUGCACAAGCAGCGGAAACAGAAGCGCGAUCACUCGGACAAGAAGCGCAAGACGUCGCUGUUCAAGCGGAUUAGCUCGAAGCGCGCGAGUGUGGAGAUGCAGCAGCCAUUAACUAUCAGUUGUCCAUUGUCAGCACCCAUUUUGCCCAGCGACAGCAAACCUCCACUUAUGAUGGCCGCCGGAAUUUGCUCGCCCUCGAUGGUCACACCCAGUCGAUCGUUUCAGUCGUUUACUCGCUCGCAGGAGACGUCACCUUACUUCGCGGCAUGCGCGAAAUCUGUUUGUAGCCCGUCCCCGCCGACUAAUCGCGCUAAUUCGGAGUCUUAUCAUUCCACUGGGAAUUCGAGCCCGUGCUCGAGCCCGAACUCCUCGUCACCGGGCUCCAACACGUCCGUGGGAAAUCUCACCGGCAUCUCGAACCAGUCGCACUACCAACGUCCGAGCACACUUCAUGGUCUGAAGCACAAAUUGCAUACGGCUGCGAAGAACAUCCAUUCGCCGAAUCGCAGGAAGUCCGUGGGCCAUAUACCGUUGUCGCCGUUGGCUAGAACGCCGAGUCCGUCACCGAUACCCGCUAGCCCGACGAGAAGCCCGAGUCCGUUGGCGUUCCCCACGGGUCAUCAGCCGGGUAGUUCCAACACCACACAGUCGUACAGUCCAGGUGUGUGCUUGUCGACGCCGAAUAGCCAGAAGAAAGGAUACGGCCGUCCCAAGUCCGCAGAGCCGGGUUCGCCGUUACUUCGUCGAGCGCUCAGUCCCGACCGGCUGCAUCCGCGCUCAGCGGAGAGCAAAACAUCGAUCUCGCCGUUGGCGAACACUGUGGUGAAGGUAACGCCUCGCGUAACUAUCGCGCAAUCGUCGCACAACGAGGCGUUCGACGACGCCGGCGACGGUUUCAAGGAGACCGCUGAUGCGAAAGGUGAUAAGAAAGUGCCAAGCGAGCAGAAAGCGGAUUAUUCGAAAUUGACGCACGGUAUAUCCAUCAAUUUGGGAAACGUGAGCAUGUCGAAUUCUUGCGCGGGCACGCAGCUGCCGCGGAUAGCCGAGGAGAAAGACUCACCGACUGGUAGCAAGGGUGACGACUACACAUCGAAGGAGAUCAGCGAGAAGAGCGAGAAGCAGUCGACGAGUGCCAGCCAAUCUGGAGAUGCUGGGAAUAAUGAGGCGCGCUGCGACAAUGAACACGUGAUCACGGUUAUCGAUAAGGCGUCGCAGAGCAGCAAAAAGGAGGAGAACGUUCAGCCCGCAGGUGUUUCAGCGAACACGCAGCUAAUGCAUCACGUUACUACUACUACUACUACUACUGCGACCUCGCAGAAAAACGUGGACCAGAGACACGGUCAAGCUGGCGAGAAGUCGACUACGUCGUCCUUGACACACAAGACGCACGUGUUCGAGCAGAAAGCUUCCGCCAAGGGCAACGUAGAGGCUCAUCAGGAGGCUAGGAAGUUACUGAAGAAACAUAAGAUCGAGUCCACCGACAGUACGCACGAGAGCAACGCUCCGCUGGGAAAGGACAAGAAGAACAAUUAAUACCGGCGUUGGUAAUGGAGGAGGAGAAAAAAGCAUCGGUCGAAUAUAUAUGUCGCGAAGAAUCUUUUUGAUUAGAUAUCUGUGUGUUAAUCAAACGCGAGAUAAGAAGCAAGUCAUCUUCCGCAGGAUUUGAAGUGGAAGAUAUCUGAUGUUCGUACGAGACACGAGAGACUAAUCAAAAGGAGAAGAGAGAAAGAGGAAGAGAGGGAGAAGACGAGAGAAAAGCGAGCAGAAGAGAGAGAGAGAGAGAGAGAGAGAGAUGGCAGAUUUUGAAUUUAUAGCUUUAUGAAAUUUCUAUAUUCAAAUCUAUAGGCUUCCGUCAAACAAAUACCUGAAAGCGAUUAAGAUACUUAUAUUUCCGAGAGGUUUUAACUAUUUUUCCGUAAAGUAAAAUGUUUGUCAUACACAAGAGACGUACGAUCGCAUGACGAGGAACAUUCAAACAGAUAUACAGGCGAGAGAGAGAGAGAGAGGGGGGGUGGAGGGGGGAGAGAGAGAGAGAGAGAGAGAGAUACGUUAUUUUAAUUGUGUCCAAACGCAUAUUCGUAAAGUUACUAACUCGAAAUCACGAAACGGCAUAUUAUAGUUGCUCCAGCAGUGAGACCACGUUUCAAGUGAAGUGAAGUUAUGCUUCGGGCUACAGUAUUUACACGAUCUCAUUUACAUUUGUAUCUAAUAUUAGUGCACAUACACAUAUACACACAUAUAUACAUACGCUCACCCAUACACCAGAGAAACACACAUUCAUGUUCACAUAUAUAAAUAUAUAGUCGACAUAGUAUUCGAUGGCUCGCAUAUAUCAUCUUGCGUACGGUAUAAUUUUAUAAUAGGGUGUUUAUUUUUCAGAAAUUUGGGGAAAAAAGCGGAGAAAGAGAAUUAUAUACGAUACGCUAUUUUAUCGCGAUAAUUUAUAUACAAGAUGAUUCCGUUGGACACAUUGUCGUGAGAUAAUCGAAAUUACAGAGAGAGAAAGAGAGAGCAAGAGAGCAGUGAUAUGUGCCGUUACGAAGAGAGAUGCAAUUGGUGUUUGCACAUUCGCAUAACUCAGGUAUCUCGUCGCGUAUAACUGCUUAACGAUGUUACAUCAUCAUAUAGGUCAAUUAGAAGUAUACAGGUAUACCUACUGUCCACUAGCACAGCAGAAUCAAACACUUAUCGCCGCGGAAGCAUCUUGCAUAAUUUAAACGGUAGAGAUAGCAGCAGAGAUAUAUGAAAGGUUGAAGCUCGAUACACCGCAAAAUGCAUUGAAAUUUUAGUAUUAUACAUAUAUAUAUAUGUAUCAUUAGUUUCACACACUGUUAAUUUAUUGUAUAUACAUAUAUAUAUAUAAUAUUGUAUAAUAUUAACGAGUCGAGAAUGCUUUUACCAGAGAAUAUAUUAGCGUUUCGUUACACUUGUGUUACAUUUGAUCGAAUUUGAAUUUAUUUUUGCUCGCUGUUGCGUCAACGAAUAAAACGAAAAAAAAAAAAGAAACGAGAGGGAAAUGAAUCUGCAUCAGCAUCGAAAAACAAGCAAGCAAGCUUCGUCUCUGCCAUAGAUACAAUUUGUCCGCAUUGCCACAAGCGAUACAUGACACCAGUAAUUUUGUCGCAAAUCAGCACGAUGAUUCAGUCAGCUGAGAAUCGAUUAGCUCGUUUUCGAAUCAAUGGUAAUCGGUACGUGCUGACAUUUGUAAAAUUGUAUUUGAUCACAUGUCCCGUAUUGAUCAACUGUCGCUAACAAAAUCGUAGCUUCUAUUCAGUCGAUAGAAUCGCGAAUUCUAUUAGCGAUUAUCAUCGAGACGUGAAAAAAAGUGUCGCAGAUGCUAUUCGUUAAUAGAAUUGAGUCGCACUGAUCGAUAUUUGUAAAAGUCUGCGUGUUUAUUGUUGCAGAAUUCGGUAAUAGUCGUUUUAGCUUCGCUUAGCAAGAAUGUAAUGCCAGCUUUGUUUUUUUUUUUUUUUUUAUUUAUUCGUGUAGUCUCCUUUUUUCCUUCUUUUCUCUUUGUAGUCCGUCCGAUUAUACAAAUGUUAGCGCGUACUAUAAUCACUGCUCAUAGCGAUAAAAUCUACUCUAAAUGUUCAUGUUGCUCAUUAGUUGUAUAAAACGAUACGUUCACGCCAUGCGAUAAAAUUAAACUUGUAGACGUAAGGCUAUUAUUACAUGUAAGAAGAAAAACUGCGCGGCGCUGAGCGCUUCGAGCGACUGGGCAAUUUGCUGCGGUAGCUUAAAGCACGCGAAUUUUCGUCGGAAAGUCCCGCGAUGAGUUUUUUCUAUCGGGGAUUUUCCGCGGGACUUAUUUCUAAAUUUUCACCGCAUAUCGUCGAUUACCUCGGUAUUCACACGCGCUUGUGUACUCGAGUUUCGUAUCUAAAACGGGAGCCUCAACAAUCUCGGACUCUUCGGACGAAGAUUUCGCGCGAGAUUUCACAAUUUCUCUCCCACGCGAACGGUAACGGCGCGAUAGAUUUAGAGACACGUAUCCGAGUAAUUUCUUUCUAUCACUUCGUGACGAGCCAUGUUAAUCGAAUUGACGUAUCGAGCGAUGUUAUUGAGUAGGUAGGUAAUGUCGCGCUUUAAUGGAGUCGAGCGCAGAGCGAGCUCGAGUCGUCGCACGAGGGAGGCUGAAUUGUUCGCUAAUAGACAUCGCACCUUCGUCUUGUUUGUUGAGCAUUUUUUCGUUGAGCAUUGUAUAUCUCGCUGAGUUACUGAUAUUAUCAUUGACGUCCGUUUUAGUCUUUAGUCGUUACUGCGUAGGUGCUCGCGAUUUCGAAAAUGCGGCUAAGUUUCCUGAACACGUUGCGAGCCAUAUAUACUAUUUAUUACGGCAAGGGAGUCGAGGAAGUAAACUUCCUCCUCUUCGCAGCUUUUGAGCAAAUUUUUGUAAUUCGUCGUCGAUCGACUCGUUUUCGCUAUUGUUAUUGUUUAAAAAGUUGUGUGGUUUAGCUUCCUUCAUUAUGAUGUGAUGUUUUGGUGUUUCUUCGGAGAAUACUUCGGCGAUUCGUUGAGUGAUAUCGUGUGAGCGCGUCGCUACAAAUUAGAGAAGGGAGAAAUACACGUAGAGACACACGCUCCACCUAAUAAGUAUAAAUCAUACUUUACAUCGUGUCGUACGUAGUGCGCCCCGUGUGAACGAUUCUGAAGCGAUUCACUCGGAGGAACGACAUACAUGAUUAUUGCAAUCAGGAAACUCAGUCCUAGAAGAUUUAAAGGAGCACUGGAUGUUUCCGCGUAUUAAGUUUCGUGUAACGGUAUGGAGUAAUUAAUAUUAUUCGUAGGCUGUCGUAGCUAGCGUGUAUGAGUUGUACAUUAUUAUUACAUCAUAGACACGAAAGCAUUAUUGUUACUUUUCGAAUCGAUAGAGACAGGGACGGAAAGAGAAGGGGAGCCGUUUCCAUUGUCAUGCUUGCGUAUCGUAAGUGACCGGUUAACGAGAGAGAGAGGGAGGGAGGGAGGGAGGGGGGGAGAGAGAGAGAGAGAGAGAGAGAGAGACGCUUCUCGUAACGAGCUACGAGAUUUGUAAAUUCUUUAAAAUGAUGCCGUAUAAAAUCAGCAGAACGAGUAUCGAGAACGAUGAGUCGCUUUGUCGCGAAGGACAAUCUAACGUGGAUGAGGCACAAAGGUAGCACAGAGUAGCCGAGUUGGCGUUACCCCGUGAUUCUAUCGUUUCCCGGAAUAAGGUAAAGGACACGGCUCCGACUUUUAGUAUUGUACAUGAAUUCGUUCUCGUAAGAGACAGUCGCGCGCGCAUAGACAUUAAGAGCGCACGUAGAACGUGUCAUCGUCGUAAUCGUUGCGGACGGCGUGAGUUUGCAAGACAGCGAACUCGAGUCGUGUGUGUUUGUUUGUUUGUGCGUGAGGUUUCUCUGGAACGUUGAAUGAAUUUGCAGGAAACACAAAUGAAGAAGAGACGCGUGCGCGUCUGGUUUUGUUGAGAAUCUAACGGGUUCGUUUGAAGGAUGAGAUAAGCCCAUGAUUGAUCUGUCGGGAGAAGAGAAAGAGAUCCAUUUUAGAUGACUUCAUAUUUAAACGGAGUGAAUGAACGAUUAGGUGAUUGUGUACUUAUUUUCAUUCUCGCAUUGAAGCUUCCGAUAUUAUUUCGUUACCUUUUACCGUCGGUUGUGAUUUUAUAGGGAGAAGAAUAUGCGAGCGAGUGAUGAAUGUGUUGCUAUAUCUAUAAAAGCGGUUACUUUCUUUUUUUUUCUUUUCUCUUUUCUUCUUGUCACACACACAUAUACACACACACACACACACAACGCAGCGCAGGUUUCCCUGGAACGUCAGAAUAUCCAGACUCCCUUCAGCGCGCAUUCGGCAGCUUGAAACGAAGCGUCGGCCGCACGUGUGCGUAUACUUUCUUUUGUAUCGCUACGAGAGCAAACAAGAUGAUUGUACUUGAGUGUGAUUGUAACAAGAUACAGAUUUGUAUAAAUGCCAAUGAUACGC
This is a messenger RNA of Harpegnathos saltator (Jerdon's jumping ant), 9510 nucleotides long. RefSeq names its product microtubule-associated serine/threonine (MAST) protein kinase dop (gene dop). Bases 37 to 5088 code for a protein of 1683 amino acids. Gene Ontology annotation, biological process: intracellular signal transduction; peptidyl-serine phosphorylation. The record is from RefSeq and is a predicted model, not a curated record. The transcript has 21 exons. Lineage: Eukaryota; Metazoa; Arthropoda; Insecta; Hymenoptera; Formicidae. Gene Ontology annotation, molecular function: protein binding; protein serine/threonine kinase activity; ATP binding.